Messenger RNA from Drosophila takahashii, 5207 nucleotides. Lineage: Eukaryota; Metazoa; Arthropoda; Insecta; Diptera; Drosophilidae. The record is from RefSeq and is a predicted model, not a curated record.
CCAUUCACUCCCCCGCCAGCCAACAACAACAACAACAACAGUAGCGAUUCCAGCGAUUCCCCCGCGAAAUGGGCACCAUCUCAUCCGUGCUGCAGUGGUCGUGCACCAAGUGCAACACGAUCAAUCCGACGGAGUCGUUAAAGUGCUUCAAUUGCGGCACCGUUCGCAAGGUGUUCCCCCAACAGCAACAACAACAACAGCGAAGGGUCACCGCCUCCUGGACAGCUGAUGAUGCACUGGAGCAGGAGCAGGCGGAGAGGGAGAAGGAGAAGGAGCAGGCAGAGAGGGACAGGGAGAAGGAUAAGGACAAGGAGAAGGGCAGGGCGGCGGUUGCCAGGAGCGAGUACAAGCAUGUGUACAAGUCGCUGCUGCGCGGAUGCCUGAAGAGACCGCAGCGGAACAGCCAGAACCUGCCCGCCAAUUGCGUCGACUGCGAGGAUACGCGCAAGUACAUCAAGAGCUCCAUCGAGCUCUACCGCCACUUCUCGAAUCCCGCCCUCAAUCGGCGGUGGGUGUGCCACGCCUGCGGCACCGACAACAGCUCGGUCACCUGGCACUGCCUCAUCUGCGACACGGUCAGCUAUCUGGCGCCCAUCUACAAGGACGCCAUUGCAGCCGAUCGCGAUUGCGGCCAGGAGCUGGCCGGCAGUCUGGGCAAUCGCGGCGAGCUGCUGGCAGCGGAUCCCCAUCCGCAUCCCCAUCCGCAUCCACAUCAUCAUCAUCACUACCAACUGCAACAGGAGCUGGAGGAGCAGCACCAUCAUCAGUUACAUUCCCAGCAGCACUCGCACAAGAGGCACCUUAAAGGUAGAUCUGGCUCGGGAUCGGGAGCGGGAUCGGGUCAGGGAUCGGGAUCUGGACUGCGGCGCACCCAGAGCCUGAGCACCGCCAUCGACAAGAGCGCCUCGGGGCGCAGCUGCCACAUCUGCUAUGCGAACAACCAGAGCAAGGACAUCUUCAAUCUGCCGCAGGUCAAGCCGGCGCCCCAGCUGACAGGGAUUCCCCCCGUGGCCGCCUGCAGCAACUCGCGAUUCGCCAUCGCCAACGACACGUUUUGCCGGCGCAAGCAGAACAACAACAACAAGAACCAGAACCACAAGGUGGUGCGGGAGAGCGGGGCCAAGCGGAAGUACAACUUCACCAUUACGACGCUCUCGCGUUCGGCGGCCAAGGAUUCGAUUGGCGGCCAGGGCCAAAUGAAGCCGCUGCGCCAGCAGCCCGUCAAUCUGAAUACCCAGCAGCAGCAGCAGCAGCAGAAGUCGCAGCUGCAGCAGCAGCAGCAGCAGCAGCAGAGGAAGAACCAGCGGGAGCCAGCAGCAGUGAGUAUGAAUCCAACGCAGUUCACCAUUCCGCGGAACGGCGUCUUCAUAGCCGUCAACGAGUGGUCGGAGCCGAUGGCCAACAGCUCCUCCAAUAGUCACCAGCAUCAUAGUCAUCAUCAUCAUCACCACCACAAUCACCAUCAUCACAGCAGCAGCAGCAAUAGCAACAACAGCAGUAGCAACAGCAACAGCAACAGCAUCAACAACAACAGCAGCAGCAACAGCAACAGCAGCAGCAACAAGUUGUACGAGAACGAGUGCGUCGCCUUGGCGCAGCAGCAACUGAGAGCAGCCGCUGCCCAGGCGGCGCAGGCAGCCGCCACGGCGGUGGCCAUUGUGAGCUCGGAACAGGCGGCACCUCAGGCCACCAUGCCCAUCUAUGCGCAGGUUAACAAGCAGCACAAGCUCAAGAAGAAGCAACAGAUGGCAGGCAGCGAAUCGCAGGCGAACAACAAUGGGGAAUCGAUCAUGGAGGCGGUCGGUGGUGGGGAAUCGCCCGCAGGAAUCCCCGACAACGACAACGGGGAGGCCGGCAGCGAUCAGUCCGAGUCGCAGGUGGAGGAGCACUCCAUCUACGCCAAGGUGUGGAAGGGACCGCGCAAGACGACCGAAUCGAAAAUCACGCAUGAUCCGGGUAGCAGCAGUCGCCUGAUAAUAGCCACAUCCGCAACAGCAGCAGCGACCACAUCCUCGGGAGCGGCGAUAGUUGCAGCAGGCAGCCGCAGCAAGAUGUGGACAUGCAUCAAAUGUUCCUAUGCCUACAAUCGACUCUGGCUGCAGAGCUGCGAGAUGUGCGAGGCGAAGCUGGAGCAGCAACUUCUGCAGCAGCAGCAGCAGCAACAGGCAGUUGUGUCCUUUGGCCAGGAGAAAGCAGCAGCCCCCCGCGACGAGCCGUGGACCUGCAAGAAGUGCACCCUGGUCAACUACUCGACGGCCAUGGCCUGCGUGGUCUGCGGCGGCUCCAAGCUGAAGAGCAUCUCCUCCAUCGAGGACAUGACGCUGCGCAAGGGCGAGUUCUGGACCUGCGGCCACUGUACGCUGAAGAACUCGCUCCACUCGCCGGUGUGCAGUGCCUGCAAGUCGCACCGCCAGCCGCAGCUUUCGAUUUCCUCGCUGGAGGCGGUUCGCGAGCGACCCGAUGGCCAGUCGUACGAGGAGCAGGAUGCAGUGGCAGCAGCGGCGGCAGGAGGAGGAGGUAGCACAACUAGUAAUAGCGAGGUGAAAGCACCGGCAGCAGCAGCUCUCAAUCUGCCGCUGGCCUCGGUGGCGCUGCCCCUGCCGCUUCUGCAGAUUCCAACGACCUCGGCGGCUGGGCUGCGUGGCUCGCGCAGUCCCUCGCCCAGGAUGCAGCCAUCGCAGCAGCAGCAGCAGCGAAGUUCCAGCUCCACCUCCUCCUCCUCGGGCGCCAUACCCAAACGGCACAGCACCGGCGGCUCCAUUGUGCCCAGGAACAUCUCGCUGGCCGCUUUGGCCUCCAGCUACAAUCUGCAGCAGCAAUCGGCAGCUUCUGCUCCCGAGAGUUCCAGCCUGAAGAAGUGGCAGUGCCCGGCCUGCACGUACGAUAAUUGUGCCGCUUCCGUUGUCUGCGACAUUUGCUCCAGUCCGCGCGGCCUGGCGAGCGCCGUGCUGGGCGAAGCGCUGGCCAGGAAGUCGAUACGCGUGGCGCUCACCCCGGCGGACAUUCGGCAGGAGAGCAAGCUAAUGGAGAACCUGCGCCAGCUGGAGGAGACCGAGGCGCUGACCAAGUGGCAGAACAUCAUUCAGUAUUGCCGCGACAACAGCGAGCUCUUCGUCGACGAUUCGUUUCCGCCGGCGCCGAAGAGUCUGUACUACAAUCCGGCGAGCGGAGCGGGCGAGGGCAAUCCGGUGGUGCAGUGGCGCCGGCCGCACGAGAUCAACUGCGACGGCGGUGCGUAUCCGCCGUGGGCCGUCUUCCGCACACCGCUGCCCUCGGACAUUUGCCAGGGCGUCCUGGGCAACUGCUGGCUACUCAGCGCCCUCGCUGUGCUGGCGGAACGCGAGGAUCUGGUGAAGGAGGUGCUGGUCACCAAGGAGAUAUGCGGCCAGGGAGCGUACCAGGUGCGCCUCUGCAAGGACGGCAAGUGGACGACCGUGCUGGUCGAUGAUCUGCUGCCGUGCGACAAGCGCGGCCAUCUCGUCUACUCGCAGGCCAAGCGCAAGCAGCUCUGGGUGCCGUUGAUCGAGAAGGCCGUGGCCAAGAUCCAUGGCUGCUACGAGGCUCUUGUGUCGGGCCGAGCCAUCGAGGGCCUGGCCACGCUGACGGGGGCGCCCUGCGAGAGCAUUCCGCUGCAGGCGAGCAGCCUGCCCAUGCCCAGCGAGGAUGAGCUGGACAAGGACCUGAUCUGGGCCCAGCUGCUGAGCUCGCGCUGCGUGCGAUUCCUCAUGGGCGCCAGCUGCGGCGGAGGCAACAUGAAGGUGGACGAGGAGGAGUACCAGCAGAAGGGUCUGCGACCGCGACACGCCUACUCGGUGCUGGAUGUGAAGGACAUCCAGGGACAUCGGCUGCUCAAGCUGCGCAAUCCCUGGGGUCACUAUUCGUGGCGCGGCGACUGGUCGGAUGACUCCUCGCUGUGGACGGACGACCUGCGCGAUGCUCUAAUGCCGCACGGCGCCAGCGAGGGCGUCUUUUGGAUCUCGUUCGAGGAUGUGCUCAACUACUUCGACUGCAUCGACAUCUGCAAGGUGCGCUCCGGCUGGAACGAGGUGCGUCUGCAGGGCACUUUGCAGCCCUUGUGCUCCAUCUCCUGUGUGCUGCUCACCGUGCUGGAGCCGACGGAGGCGGAGUUCACGCUCUUCCAGGAGGGGCAGCGCAACUCGGAGAAGUCGCAGCGCUCGCAGCUGGACCUGUGCGUUGUGAUAUUCCGCACCCGCUCGCCGGCGGCGCCGGAAAUUGGUCGUCUGGUGGAGCACAGCAAGCGGCAGGUUCGCGGCUUUGUGGGCUGCCACAAGAUGCUCGAGCGGGACAUUUACCUGCUGGUCUGCCUGGCCUUCAAUCACUGGCACACGGGCAUCGAGGAUCCGCACCAGUAUCCGCAGUGCAUCCUGGCGAUACACAGCUCCAAGCGGCUGCUCGUCGAGCAGAUCAGUCCCUCGCCGCACCUCCUCGCCGACGCCAUAAUCAGUUUGACCCUGACCAAGGGUCAGCGGCACGAGGGGCGCGAGGGCAUGACCGCCUACUACCUGACCAAGGGCUGGGCGGGUCUGGUUGUGAUGGUGGAGAACCGGCACGAGAACAAAUGGAUCCAUGUGAAGUGCGACUGCCAGGAGAGCUACAAUGUGGUGUCCACGCGGGGCGAACUCAAGACGGUGGACUCGGUGCCGCCGCUGCAGAGACAAGUGAUCAUCGUGCUCACCCAACUGGAGGGCAGUGGCGGCUUCAGCAUCGCCCACCGGCUGACCCAUCGGCUGGCCAACUCGCGCGGCCUUCACGACUGGGGGCCGCCCGGCGCCACCCACUGUCCGCCCAUCGAGAAUGUCCACGGAUUGCACGCCCCGCGGCUGAUCACCUAGAACUCUAGUCGAUUUUUUGUCAACGUAUCACUCACACACACAUCACAGCGAAGGAAAACCAAAAGCUAAAACCAACCAUCAGGCAAAACAAAGCAUAUAUAUGUGUAUAGAUCCGUGCAGAUAUAUCUGAUAUAUGUGUGUUUAUGUACUAAGGCGGGAGCAGAUCGUUCGGGAUGCGGAUGCGGAUGCAGAGUCCGGAGACCUCGGCACAAUUCCCUCGAGAUCAAAUGAUAUAUGUUUUGAUUUGAGCGCCGAUGAUUAUGGAUUAUAUAGAUAUGUAUUGUGAAUUUAAGUGCAUCCAAUAUUAAUAUGUGUAUUGUUUUAAAAAUAAAGACUACAAGUUAUAAAAGCCAA